GGGCGCGGGGCGGGGCGGGCGGGCCGUGAAAAUGGAAAGUCUACGCCGCUGGUCAAGUCGUAUCUGAACCACGUGUUCCCUAUAAUCUGAAACGCGAUAAGCCGCCGAUACCACCCUCGCCGCGAUUCCGCCCUUCCGCCUUUGUUCUCUCUUUCCUAACCCCGCCGCCGUUCCGGUGACGCUAACAUCAGCAGGCUCAAACAUGGAGGGAGCAACAGCGACGGGCUCUCUCAACAACGACGACGGCGAUUCACGCGUCGUGUACCAGCAUUUCGAAGACCUUGCCGACUCGUCAACGCGUUCGGAAUCUCUGACGCAGCGUCUGCGCCAACACCUGCAUGGAAACAGUUGUGGAUCCUCCGUCAACGUCAAUUUCUCCGCCAGCAGUGGCGAUGGCGACGAUAGCGGUGCAGGCGGGCGGAUUACCGCUGCCGAUGAGCUGCGCGAUGAACUACGACGGGAACCGGGCGCUCUGGCGGACUACAUGCGGUUCAAGCUCCGGUUCCACUUCAUGAACCCGAUAGAAAAGUGGAAAACGCGCGGAAGGUUCCCGCUAAAGCUUACACUGCAGAUUAUCAAGCUCAUCGUAGUGACCAUUCAGGUAAUCGUGUUCGGGAUGGACAGUGGCUCGUUCCAGACUCGGCACCGUAACACUUACAUGGCUUUGGAACACAUCCUGCUCAAGGACUGGGAUACUUCGAGGGACGUGCUCGUCUAUCCACCUCCGGCGGGACCCUACGCGGUGCACACCAAGCAAGGUUUCUAUGAACACGCGAACCACGUGAUUGCGCAGUACAGCACCAUUACGACGGCGCCCAUCGGGACAUUUGGAUACAGUUCUCCGAACGGCGAGAUGGUGCCGAUCCGUUUCUGCGAGACUAGUUACAGGCACGGCACCGUAUGGCCGUUCAACUCGACGCUGGACUUCAAUGGUGUCGUGGUAACGACUUGCACUCUUAUCAAUACCACGUGGCCUGCUAAUGACGAGGCCUGGGCUACUUUCUCCAUCGAACGUUUCCUGCAAAACGAACUCAAGUUUGACACUUUAAUCGUUGCCGAGCUUAUGUUCUCGUUGAAGGUAUUCUACAGAACGAAGAUGGACCAGAUGCAAUUGCUUCACUGUAACGAGCAUGACAUAACCAUUGCUUACAAAAACGCGAAGCAUGACGGCCAGUUGGACAUCAGCAUGAUGCUAGACCCUAGCCAUGUAAGCUGUCAUAAGAAUUUACAAGAGUUGCCUGCGAAGCCUACGACCUACUACGGUAGGCAGGCACUGAACAUACUCACGAUCGUGAUGUGCUCCCUGUCUACCGUCCUUUGCUUGAGGUCUUUGUACAGAGCCCAAAAGCUUCGAUGCAAGACAGCCCGUUUUUUCGAAAAGCACUUGGGAAAGAAACUCUCUUGGACGGAUGAACUCCAGUUCGUGGACUUCUGGUUCAUCAUGAUAAUCCUUGCCGACGGUAUCCUACAAGCCGGAUCCGCGGUGAAGAUGCAGAUCGAAGAACGCCUACUGCCAGGUUUUAUGCACGACGCGUGUUCCUUGCUCUUGGGCUGCGGUACUCUCCUGGCCUGGUGCGGACUACUCAGGUACGUGGGCUAUUUUCAGACUUACAACAUACUCCUCCUGACCUUGAAGAAGUCCAUCCCGAACGUGAUACGCUUCUUGCUCUGCGCAAUGCUUCUCUUCUGUGGCUACGUAAUGUGCGGCUGGGUGGUCAUCGGCCCGCACCACAUCAAGUUCCGGACCCUUUCGACGGCGGCGGAGUGCCUCUUCUCCAUCAUGAACGGGGACGACAUUUUUGCGACUUACGCGAUGCUCUUUGAGAAGAACAGUCUCGUGUGGUACUUUGCGCAGGCGUACAUGUACAGCUUCGUCGUCCUCUUCGUGUAUCUGGUGGUGAGUUUGUUUGUAGCCAUCUUUGUGGAUGUCUACGAGACCAUCCGCGACACGGAGGCGGAGAGUGCUCCGAGUACGAUCCAGGCUUUCAUUGCUGAAGUUGUGGACGAUCCCGCAAGCGGGCUGUAUCGGUUCGACGAUGAACUCGAGAAGAGAUUAGGCUCUCGCAACUUGUUGAAGAUCUGAGAUGUGUCUUAAAGUUUAAGUUUCGAGAAACAAACAAGCCGUAUUGUCUCCCGUUCUGCAUGUUUUUUUUUUGUUUUUUUUUACAAUUUGUUAAAUGUAUUUUGGUUCGUUUUGCAAAUCUCGCGAAGCUAGGUUUGUUCGCUGAAAGAUAAAGUAAUGGGCGGUCACAAGUGACGCGUAAAAUCAUUCAUACAUACAAAAUAUGCAUUUCGGCUUGUUUUUUCGUGAAUGUACGAGCCGGACUUUUCGUAUGUGACGCAAAUACAAUCGACAAGAUCCUUCCUAAACCCUUGCCAAAUGCCACGUAAAGUCGUUAACGGCUGGUACCAUCUGGGACACACCAUCUCUAUAAUGAUACCCUAUGCCGCAUAAUAGGGCCCAUUAAAGAAAGCGAGGAUUGGAGCUGGUUUGGUCCGCGCCAUAUCCCAUAAGCUAUGCUGUGUGGCCUGGACAAACCAGCUGGAAUCCCCACUGUUUUGU
Messenger RNA from Ixodes scapularis (black-legged tick), 2563 nucleotides. Its product is annotated as mucolipin-3. Gene Ontology annotation, cellular component: plasma membrane; lysosomal membrane. The record is from RefSeq and is a predicted model, not a curated record. Gene Ontology annotation, molecular function: NAADP-sensitive calcium-release channel activity. Lineage: Eukaryota; Metazoa; Arthropoda; Arachnida; Ixodida; Ixodidae. Bases 203 to 2083 code for a protein of 626 amino acids. The transcript has a single exon. Gene Ontology annotation, biological process: monoatomic ion transport; transmembrane transport.